Molecule: messenger RNA, 4731 nt
Organism: Closterium sp. NIES-65
Lineage: Eukaryota; Viridiplantae; Streptophyta; Zygnematophyceae; Desmidiales; Closteriaceae
Source: the annotation of a GenBank genome assembly
AUGGACACACGGAGCAUGGCGGUGGAGUUUGACACUCUGCAGAACAAGGAGCAUGGCGACAUGAGCAGCCACCAUGUCGGGCUGAACGUUCGAGGCGAAGACAGAUCGCUAGUCGCUGUGAGGUCACCCUUCCGUCUGAGCAACAGGAAGGCGUACACGGCGUGGGUGGACUAUGAGCCAGGAGACCCCGGCACCAUCCAGGUCUUCCUGGCUGACUCGCAGGAGAAGCCGCAGCAAGCGGUGCUGGAGUGGAGGCUGGCGCUGUGUGAGGUGCUGCAGGGUGCAGUUGAUCAGCCCGCCUUCUUCUUUGGCUUCGUGGCGUCCACCACUGUGAAGCCGUUUCAGCGGCACGUCAUUCUUGAAUCGACAGUGGAUACAGGCCUUCCUGCUUCUCCCCGAACAGUCACACGUAAUCCAGCCUAUGGCCUGCAGCUAUCAACGAACACAUACAUGCCAGAACGGGCCAGCCCCUUCCCGCGCUAUGUGAGUGCGGACUACCGUGUUGCGCCCAGCAAGCAGGACUCGUGGGUCAUCAGCGACUUCCACUCCUGGGACUCCGUGCCCUUCCUCGGCUGGCCCGUCAAGGACCAAAGAGACUGCAGUGCUUGUUGGGCGUUUGCGCUGGUGGCGAGUGUGGAAGCGGCAUACGGCAUUGCCUUGAAUGCACAGGCACCGCAGCUGUCAGUGGAGUCACUCUUUGCAGCCAUGGGGCUCACCUCCGAAGCUGACAAGUGCAGCACGGGGGGCUCCCCCACCGAGGCGUUGGAAAGGCUUCUCAUGCUGCCUCGCGGUGGAGUCACAGAGAAAAAGGAGUACCCUAUUCAUGGCUUUGAGUGCACAAGGUUCAAGGGGUUUGUGGGGCUCAUGCUGGCAGUGCGUCGACAGCCAGUGGUGGUUCACAUUGAGGCUUCUGCUCUGAGUUUUGCACAAUAUGACGGGACCUUCAAGUACCAGGAUCCUGGUUGCUACACCGGCAGACUGAACCACGUUGUACUCGUUAUCGGAUACUUCAUCUUGAGAAAUGACGGCAGCCAAAAUCGCAUAGCGCCUCCAUUUUGGAUCAUCCGCAACUCGUGGGGAGUGGAGUGGGGUGACCGGGGCCACAUGCGCAUGGACAUUCAGGGAGGGGAUGGCGUGUGUGGCAUCAACAUGCUGCCUGGCAUCUACCCCAUUGUCAAGAUGGAUGUGUGUGGGUCUGACUUGAAGAACCCAUGCUACGUCGGCGCGUGCAUCAACGACGGCAAGGGCUCCUACUCCUGCAUCUGCCCCCCCAACUACAUUGAAAGCACAACCAUUGACAGCUUCCCCACCUGCGACCCAGGUGCUGCUGGCUUGGCAUCGUUUGGCAUUGACUGCAAUCAGGCUUUGCCUCGUAACAUGGUGCUUCAGCUGGGAAAUCCUCUCCUCGUUCCCUGCACUGCGUUCUUCUACACCCUCAGUGGCGACACAUGCUGGUCCAUCAGUGCUCAGCUGUUCCUCACCACCAGCAACCUCACGGCACUCAAUCCCGGCCUUGACUGCUCUGAGCCCAUCAAGGCGGGCCGCUCUCUGUGCGUCGAGCGCAACGCCACCUUCGCCUUCACUGUGCCUCGGUGCCUACGUUACGGCGUGCUUACAGCACAGGACACGUGUGAACGCCUGCUGCUGGAGGCGGGGAGUGAGGACGACCCAACGGAGACUGGGAACGUGAACGCUGUGCGCUGGGCUGAGCUGUACCGCAACAAUCCCGGCCUCAUCUGCUCGAGUGUCAUCCCGGUCUCCGCCUCUGCUGUUGGCAGCAACACUGGCGUGCAGGUGAGAGGUGGAGGUGAACUGGAUGAGCUAAUUCGCUUGGUACGGGAGUUCGGCGGCAAGACCGAGUUGGGCAGCGCACCUGUUGAUGGCGGAGCAAGAGCGGUCACCCGAAUUCCUGCAGGCACAGCAGCGGCAUACAUACGAGUGAAGGAGUUCUACCUUCAGCGUGGAUUGUGUAACCGGAUGGCACUCUCUGAGGAGCUCUCUUCAUUGAAGAUGAAAGAGGGGGAGGGGGUGGCUGCAUACUGGGCGCGUGCCGAGGACUUGAGGUCCAAGUACUUGGCUGCAGGAGGAAAGGAGGAGGUUGAGGAGUGGAUGAUGAGGAUACUCAAAGGACUACCUCCUCACUUUGAGAUGCUGAAGGUGGUGUUGAACAACCAGUCAUCAUCGCUCACUAAGGAUCAGCUGCUUACCUCCUUGAGGAGCGAGAAGAUGCGGAUUGGUGUCGCACCAAGAUCGGAUGGUGUAGCCACAUUUGGAGCGGGUACGAAAGUGGGCAGCAGCGGCAGGGGAAAUUGGGUCAAGGGAGGAAAGCAUGGAGACAGCGGUAGCAGCAGUGACACCAACUCGGGCAGAUGGGGUCAAGGGAAAGGCAAAGCGGGAGUGCUUGAUUUCCCUUGGGGGUCCAAGGGCAUGGCUCCUCGGGGGUUGUGUCAUGGCUGUUGGGAUGAGGGACAUGCAUGGCAGCGAUGUCCUCAUCGACCUAAGGGAGGCAUUCCGGCAUUCUUACAGCGGGGGGGUCGUGGGUCCAACGGCAAGGCACAGGUGGCGGAUGAGGAGGAGCAGGAUGACAAGGCAGAGGCAGUGGUUGGAGAAGCAGUUGCAGCAGUGGGAGAGGAGCAGCCGCGAGAGGGGUGGUGGAUUGACAGUGGGGCCAGCCACAACUUUACUCCUUAUGCAUCGGACUUCAAAAGUAAGCUUCAACCACCAGAGGUUCGGGGAGUUAGAUUGGGAGAUGGACGGGUGGUGAAAGCUGUUGGCAUGGGUGAGGUGCCAGUGGUUGGUGCUGGAGGUCAGCUGCUGAGGAUUCAAAAGGUCCACCUUGUGCCUGAGAUGCACACGCGUCUGCUGUCAGUCCCACACCUCACCUCUCGAGAUGUCAUUGUCACAUUCAAAGGCAAGAGAUGUGUCCUUCAACGGGGGGAGCGGGUGUUGGCGAUUGGAGAAAAGGAGAGGGGAAGGGACCAUGGAUUGGUGCGGAUGUUUCUUCCUCUUGCUCACGGCACACAGGGCAGUGCUCUUGCAGCUAAGUCGUCCUCCUCAUUUUCCCCAUUGACCCUUGCCCAUCGCCGCCUUGGUCAUACCGCCCCCACAACAUUGCAACAGAUGGCUCGGGGGAACAGUGUACUGGGCUUGGAGAUUGGGGGGGGGAACACUGAUUGUUCCCCAUGUGAGCCCUGCUUAUUGGGAAAGUCGGCUCGGAAGCCGUUUCCCCAUGAGGCGUCUCGGGCACUUGGGCCUUUGGAUGAGGUCCACAUGGAUUUGUGGGGGCCGGUGCGCACACCAUCACUGGGAGAAGCGGUGUAUGUCUUCAGUCUCAUUGACGACUUCACCAGACGAGUUUGGUCGUUCCCCCUCCCCAACAAGGAAUCGGCCAUAGUUGCAAAAGUCCUUCGCCAGUGGCAUAAGGACGUGGAGUUGGAGUGUGGGCGGAAGCUGAAGGCUGUUCGCUCGGACAGGGGUGGCGAGUUCUUGGGGGAAGCUGUAAAAGCAUGGAAGGCGGAGUUUGGCAUUAAAACUCAAUUGAGCGUCGCAGAUACACCGCAACAGAAUGGGGUUGUGGAGAGGUGGCACAGGACGAUGGCAGAGGGGAUUCGCACAUUGUUGGUCGACAGUGGUCUCCCUGCUCGCUUGUGGGGUGAAGCAUUGAUGUGGGUCGUGUGGGUUAAGAACAGGGUCACCCACAGUGCUUUGCCUGCCUCCAUCACACCAAUGGAGGCGUGGUCCGGCCAGAAGCCGCAUGUGGGCAUGGCUCGGAUUUGGGGUUGCAUGGGGAGUGUCAUGUUGCAUGGGCAUGAGAAGGGUGGCAAGCUUGAUGCACGGGCUGUCAUGUGUGUCUGUGUUGGGGUGGACAUGGAGAGCAAGGGUUGGCGCAUGCUGGACCCUUCUAUCAUGCGCAUACGCAUUGCUCGGGAUGUUGAUUUCCUUGAGAAUGUGAUGUGGAAGGAUUGGGACAAGGCAAAGGAAUUUGGGGAGCUUCUGCAGGAUGCAGCUGCAAUUUCCCAACUCCUCCCUCUUCCACUCUCGCCACCUUCAGCAACGGCUGACGACGUUGAGAUGCCACUUUCACCACUGCCACCGGCACCGCUGAGUGUGUCGGUGCAGCAGCAGCCCACCCCUCUGCAGCACCUCAGUGGCCCCUCGGUCAUUCAGCGGAGAUCCGCUACACAGGCUACUUCCUCUUCCUCCUCCUCUGGUCAGCGCUCUAUCCCUCUCUCUACGGGUGCCCCUCCGUCACCAGCGACUACCUCCCCACCACCGGUUACGGGUUUGCAGGUGCUUGGUAUCCAGUCUGGUACAGGUGGUGAGGAGGUAGGGGGGGAUGCUGGUGUGGUUGAGGGCAUGCUAUGUUUGGCCAGGGAGGUGGAAGGUGUUGCACUGGCAGGUGUGAGCACAGGUCAAGGAGGUGCUUGCUCAGAGGUACCAGAUGAAGGAUCUAGGAAUGGUACUUGGUCAACUGAGGAAGGUGUUGCAGCUGAUGUCAAGGUGUACCAGAGUCUCAUUGGCAGCUUGAUGUAUGCUGCUGUGACCACCCGUCCUGACAUGUCUUUCACUGUCAACACCCUUGCACAGUCCUGCGUGGCACCAAGACGCAUUCACAUGCGCGCUGCACUGAGAGCACUCAGCUUGCAGCUGCAUGAGAACCUGGAGCGCAUCGGCAUGCGAGUGAUUGCUGCGAAGGCCAAGGCUUCAUUCGCUGGAGGGGUUGUAUUUUGA